Molecule: messenger RNA, 420 nt
Organism: Angiostrongylus costaricensis
Lineage: Eukaryota; Metazoa; Nematoda; Chromadorea; Rhabditida; Metastrongylidae
Source: the annotation of a GenBank genome assembly
AUGGGAGUGAAAAUCGAUAGGCUGCAAUUACACCAUCUUCGCUGUGCUGAUGACAUCGUCCUUAUAGCACCAAACAUUAACCAAGGUGAACGAAUACUUGACGAUUUUGACAAAGCCCGUGGAGAGAUUGUACUUCGACUAAAUCUUACAAAAACGAUGUUCAUGAAGAACGGAUUGGUUUCGCAUGCCCCAUUCACGCUCAACGGAACGAAUAUCUCCGAAUACUCUAGUUAUGUUUAUUUAGGUGGGGAAAUCAAUGUGAUCUCCUUAGCUCCAGAGCUGAGCAGAAGGAAACGAGGGGCUUGGAAAGCUUUCAAGAGCAUCGAGGAUGUUGUGAAGAGAACAAAGAACACCCUACUCCGUGUCCACCUUUUCGACUCAACGGUACUUCAUGCCUCAGUGUACGCUUCAAAAACCUGA